CUACAAGCUACAUCAAACACAGCAUUAGUCUGAACGGGUUUGUUGUUCUGCCCACUGACAGUGAACUGAAACAGUGAGGCUUCACUUGACACAAAAGCAACUCAGCUUCUUUAGAACGGCUUUUGUAAUGCUAGAUAAUUGCAUUCAGACAAAAAACUAAUUAAAAUUAAAAUAUUUUUAUCAGCAAAGUGACACCCCUGUUCAUUUCAGUUAAGCUACAAUUUUCUGUAUACACCAAUACGACAUGAAGGUCAGUGCUCUCUGCAUCACACUGUUGAUGAGCAUCAUGAUUCUGCUGUUUGUACAGUAUCAGAAAGUUGAUGCAGUUUUUCUUCGCAUCAUUCCAAACAGAUUGCAGUUCUUUGUAUAUGAAUCACUAACAUUUCACUGUGAAGGAGUCGAUUACUGUGAAGUUGUGCAUAAAUUCAGAGGGAAAAUAAAAUCAUGUAGUGAAGUUACUGAGACAAGACCAACAGGAUCAUCCUGCCGUGUUAGAAUUGUUUAUACAGACGACAGUGGAGAGUACUGGUAUGAGACUGAAGCAGGGAGAAGAAGUAAUGUUAUCAACCUCUCUGUUACUGCUGGUCCUGUGAUCCUGGAGAGUCCUGCUGUUCCUGUAUUAAUGGAAGAAACGGUGACUCUGAGCUGCAGAAAGACAAUUUCUUCCUCCAACUUCAAAGCUGAUUUCUACAAAAAUGGACGUCUCAUCCAUACAAGCGUCACAGGAAACAUGACCAUCCACAGGAUUUUCAAAUCAGAUGAAGGAUUUUACAAAUGUAUUAUCUCAGGAGUUGGAGAAUCACCAGAGAGCUGGCUGAAAGUCACAGUGAUAAUUUGA
This is a messenger RNA of Haplochromis burtoni (Burton's mouthbrooder), 838 nucleotides long. Its product is annotated as low affinity immunoglobulin gamma Fc region receptor II-like. Lineage: Eukaryota; Metazoa; Chordata; Actinopteri; Cichliformes; Cichlidae. Bases 245 to 838 code for a protein of 197 amino acids. Gene Ontology annotation, biological process: cell surface receptor signaling pathway. The transcript has 5 exons. The record is from RefSeq and is a predicted model, not a curated record. Gene Ontology annotation, molecular function: transmembrane signaling receptor activity.